UCCUUAUGCUCUCAAUUUUUUAAACUUAACACUUUAUCUUCAUCUCGCUCUGGUAAUCUCAUUCUUACUUUAUUGUAUUUUAAACAAUCUGGCUUAUGUUUCUCAAGUGAAUGUGCAAAUCUAAAAUGAUGAAAACAUCGAUCGCAAAACCAUAAUUACGAUUUAGAUUUUGUAAGUUGACUUUUUACUAAUCUAGAGAAAUUUUUAAUCAAAGCAAAAUGAUGUAUAGGUUGAUAGCUUUCAGGAUUUCCAUCAUCAUCAUGCAAAGUAAUCUUUGUCUUAACCAUUAAUAAGUGAAUAGUUUCUUUAUCAGAACUAAUUACACUUGAAUAUAAAGGAACUAUGAUAGUAUCAUUUAAAUCAUCAUCUUUAUUUUUAAUAGUAUCUGAUUCUAUACCAUAAACGUUAAUGCUUAAAUUAUUCAGUUUUUUAAAUUUCGAGAUAUCUUUAAGAGAAAUUGGAAAUCUAAUACCUUGUUGGUUAAAAACUGUAUCUACGUGAUGAUAUGACGACACUCUUUCAGGAUUCUUACUUUUUGAUGGAAACAAUGCGGCUUUGAUGCACCAAAGGAAACAGUAGAUGUCAUUAUUCUUGAUGUUCAGGACACCCUUCUUGUAUUUUAUAUCUUGAGGUAACCCCGUAUAUGUUGAAAAGCCAACUUGCAGUGGAGCGUAUUGUGAAAUAUUAAUAUUCAAAUUUAUUAUUUCUCUUAAACUACACUCUGAAUCUUUCUGAUUGAAUUCAUUCACUUUUUUUAAAUAAUGAAUCGUAAACACUAUCGUUGAAUAAAUCAGCAAGCGAAGUUACAAUGAAAAUUUUAUCACUUUUAGUUUUGAAAGAUUUAGUAUCCUUUAUAGUGACGUCACUUUUAACAUUUUCAAAAUUGCAUAUCAGGGUGGUGCUGACUUUGAUGUUCCCCUCACGAUUCAGAACAUUACUAAUUUUUUCAAUCACUAACUUUUUUGCAUCGUUUAAAAAUGCUCUCAAAUCAAUAUGACCCCAGUUAACAAUGUAAUAGGUCUUGAUUCUAUUUUCGAACGCACUUUUUAAGUCCCACCAUUGAAUUAAAUUAUUUGUAUUGAGACCACCACCAAUUACAGACCUGUUAAAUUGCGAAAAUUUAUCACUAUACCAGCACAAAAAGGGGAUGUUACUUUGCAAGUGUUUUUUUUUUCAUGAUCACUGCUUUUACGACCUAACAAUGAUUUGUUGAAGUGUUUGCAAUUGUCAUCACAAAUUUGUAUCCACGUGAGAAACUUUUCUUCACUCACAGUAUCAAGCUGUGAUAAUAGCUCAUAAACUUGAGCCAUUGUUUUAAUACCACCGUGAAACUAGCAUAUAGACAUUCUGAUUAUUAUUGCAGUUGAAAAAAAAAUUUAUAUAUAUAAGUAAUUGUAGCUUACACAGUCAAAGAAACGUAUUCCAAUUUGAUCAUCAACUGAUAUCUUGAACAAAAAAAGCUCUUCAAUAUAUACAUAGACGAUGAUAAACAACUGACCAAUUGGAAAUUUCGGAGUUAUCAAUAUUUAUGAUAUUUCGAGGAAGACACUUUCUCUUUGAACAUGGUGCAAUAUGACGCAUGUUCAAAAAAUUUUAAUGUACAAUUUUUAAGAUAUAUAUAUGUAUAAAACGUGAAUCACCUCAUGAUGACAAUAAUAUUUAUUUGUGUUAAAAUGAAAAACAUUUACUACCGUUGAUAAAAAAGCUUGUGAAUUACAUUUGAUAAAAUUGCUAUUAUGAUAGUUUAACUAAUGAGAGGGACUAAAAGUCACAUAAUACCCUUGUACUUAUGGAGCUUAUUUUAUUUUUCUAUAUUCCAUCAUGAAAAAAUUUUUAGUAUUCAUAUAUGAGUAAAAAAAUAGAUAACUUCAUGAAUAUUUAUGGGCAUGUAACGAUUUUUUUAAACGAUUUUUCAUUAUGACAUUCGAAAAUCAUUUUUAAUGUCUCUCUUAACUGAUUCAAGGUAACUAAAAAUUUCUAUUGCACGCUCUUAAGUACGUGGGUCCAUUUUCAUAUCUUCAGUAUCAUAUGAGAACAAUAGGCUUAACGGAAAGGACUUAUCUAACAUACGGUGGUAAGGGCAUAUAAUGACUAUUAUUAUUUUCAUCAAGAAAAUAUUAAUCUAAUGAUGAGAUUAAAUGAUACUAUGAGGGUGGAAAUAGUUAUAAGAUUUUCUUCAUUUUCUUUUACUAAACAUCACAGCUAUUGAUAAUUAAAAAUAAUCAUGAGUUGGACAAAUUUUAGUUAAAUAGUAGGGGCUGUUUACCAAGGAUAUAAAAAAAUGCACAUUGAAAUUUUGAAUUAGUGUUUUUUCAAACUAUCUAAAAAGUGUACACUUCAGUAGAUUGCAAUCGUUGAAUAUUUCUUACAAAGAAAAUGUUAUUCUAAAGAAAAAAAUGGGGAACAUAAUUAAUAAAUGUUACGUGCCAAACAUUUGGGCAGAAAGCUACUCAUACUUUGAGAUGUUCGAAGACUUGAGUAGGCAGGUGAAAAUGUGCGCUCCAUCAUCAUCAUCACCGUCAUCAUUUAAGAACGAAGAUAUGAUGGAUCAUAUUUUCACCAUAUUUGGACGUCACCCAACGACAUUGGGAAUGACUGAUGACGGGGUUUGGAUAUUCCAACUUCCGGGUGCUAAAACCUCAGAUGAACCCUCACAGCAAUUAUACAGGCUGAUUCAUGAGAAAGCAGUGAGAUUUCUUAGACAUCAGGCUAUACGGCAUUUAUCAUUGCCCGCACCACCGCAGAACUUAUCAAAAACUUUAAGUGAUGAUGAUGAUUUGUUCCCUAUGGGUGAACCUCUAGCGUACUUGACACUCAUACUAUCAUCAUCAUCAUCAUUAUCAUCAUCAUCAGCAGCAGCAGAAGCAGCAUCAGCAUCAUCUCAAUCAUCUGGCUACCCUGAGUCUUUCAGACUGUCAGCUGUAAAUGUUUCCAUAAGUGAAUCGGAGCAGUUGCAGCAAAAUGCUCAGAGUAUAAAUGAGCUGCUGCAUAUUAGAGAGCAGCAGUACCAAGAGAUACUGCAACUCCAGCAGCAGCAGUUUGAGCAGGCCUGUAUAAUUCAGAACCAAGAUCUGAAGGUAUGGCUGUGAAAACGUCGUUUUGCACAGUUGCAAAACAAAUUCAACAUGUUGCUGAAGUAACAACAACAACAGUUGUAAUGGCUUCAUCACCAGCAGCAGCAACAACAGCUAAAGCAGAUGCAACAGCAGCAGCAAUGGCAACAGCAGUGGCAGCUGCAGGAGCAAGAUCAGGAGCAUGAGCUCGAGCAGUGGAAAAAUCCACAUAU
Messenger RNA from Microplitis demolitor, 3286 nucleotides. RefSeq lists its product as uncharacterized. The transcript has 2 exons. NCBI's taxonomy places the organism in Eukaryota, Metazoa, Arthropoda, Insecta, Hymenoptera, Braconidae. The record is from RefSeq and is a predicted model, not a curated record. The coding region runs from base 2397 to 3089 and encodes 230 amino acids.